Molecule: messenger RNA, 1324 nt
Organism: Ananas comosus (pineapple)
Lineage: Eukaryota; Viridiplantae; Streptophyta; Magnoliopsida; Poales; Bromeliaceae
Product: geranylgeranyl diphosphate reductase, chloroplastic-like
Exons: 1
Coding region: 183-1232 (349 amino acids)
Biological process (GO): photosynthesis; chlorophyll biosynthetic process
Cellular component (GO): chloroplast thylakoid membrane
Source: RefSeq, a predicted model, not a curated record
GGCGGUGGUGGCGGGGGGCCGGCGGGGGCGUGCUGCGCGGAGGCGCUGGCGGCGGGCGGGGUGGAGACGUUCCUGCUGGAGCGGAGCCCAGGGGGGCGAAGCCGUGCGGCGGCGCCAUCCCCCUGCCAUGCUCGACGAGUUCGCCAAUCCCCGCCUCCCUCGUCGACCGCCGCGUCACCCGCAUGCGCCUCCUCUCCCCCUCCAACCUCGCCUCCGACUUCUCCCGCCACCUCCGCCCCGCCGCCCACAUCGCCAUGCUCCGCCGCGAGGUCCUCGACUCCUUCCUCCGCUCCCGCGCCCAGUCCCAAGGCGCCCACCUCCUCCCCGCCCUCCUCACCUCCCUCUCCCUCCCCUCCUCCCCGCUCCACCCCUACCUCCUCCACUACAUCCCCUCCGGCGCCGGCGCCGGCGCCGGUCCGGCCACCUCCACCCUCGCCGUCGACGUCGUCGUCGGCGCCGACGGGGCCAACAGCCGCGUCGCGCGCUGCAUCGGCGCGGGGGACUACUCCACCGCCAUCGCCUUCCAGGAGCGCGUCCGCCUCCCCCCCGCGGGCAUGGCCGCCUACGCCGACCUCGCCGAGAUGUACGUCGGCGACGACGUGUCCCCGGACUUCUACGCCUGGGUCUUCCCCAAGUGCGACCACGUCGCCGUCGGCACCGGCACCGCCGCCGCCAAGCCCGCCAUCCGCCGCCUCCAGGCCGCGGCCCGCGCCCGCGCCGCGCCCAAGCUGGCCGGCGGCGUCGUGGUCCGCGUCGAGGCCCACCCCAUCCCCGAGCACCCGCGCCCGCGCCGCGUCGCCGGGCGCGCCGCCCUCGUGGGCGACGCGGCGGGGUACGUGGCGCGGUGCUCCGGCGAGGGCAUCUACUUCGCCGCGAAGUCGGGGCGCAUGUGCGGCGACGCGAUCGUGAGGAUCUGGAAGGAGAAGGGGAGGGUGGCGGAGGCGGACCUGAAGCGGGAGUACCUGCGCAGGUGGGACGAGGAGUUCGCGGGGACGUUCCGGUUCCUGGACGCGCUGCAGCGGGUGUUCUACGGCAGCAACGCGGCGCGGGAGGCGCUGGUGGAGCUCUGCGGCGACGAGUACGUGCAGCGGAUGACCUUCGACAGCUACCUGCACAAGAAGAUGGCCGCCGGACGCCCGCUCGACGACCUGGGCCUGCUGUGGAAGUCCGCCGGCAGUCUGCUCAGGGCCACCAUCCUGGGCAGGGAGGUGGAGCGGCUGAGGAGUCUGUAAACUCGUAGCAAGGGAAUGUCUGUGUCCUGCUGCAUGUAUGUGUUACCAUUUUCCCAAAUAAUAUUGCUCUUCGGGCUCAAUCCGUUUGAAAU